Messenger RNA from Mercenaria mercenaria, 6868 nucleotides. Its product is annotated as DNA topoisomerase I, mitochondrial-like. The transcript is spliced from 17 exons. The coding region runs from base 83 to 2986 and encodes 967 amino acids. The record is from RefSeq and is a predicted model, not a curated record. Gene Ontology annotation, molecular function: DNA binding; DNA topoisomerase type I (single strand cut, ATP-independent) activity. Gene Ontology annotation, biological process: DNA topological change; chromosome segregation; DNA replication. Gene Ontology annotation, cellular component: chromosome; nucleolus. Lineage: Eukaryota; Metazoa; Mollusca; Bivalvia; Venerida; Veneridae.
AAAGCAAAUUAAAAACUUAGUCGCCGCACAGAUAUUUUGCUGAACAAUCGACUAUCAUUGAACAAUACACUUUUGUUACAAAAUGGCAGAAAUCGAGGUGGAACGGGCAUCAGGAAGCGCCGAUGGAGCUGGUGACAGCAUGGAUUCAACAGAAUCUGGGAUGAAUGGAGAUAUUUUGAACCACAUUGAUCAGAACAAGCAGAACGGCUACCCAGAGAGUGGUAGCGAAGGACAAGCAACUGAAGAGUCCAGUAAAUCAAAGGAACAUCGGGACAAAGACAGAGAAAGGGAGAAGUCAAAGCAUAGUUCCAGUUCAGACAAACACAAGUCAAGCUCCUCAAGUAGUUCAGACAAACACAAGCAUGGUUCGAGCUCCAGUAGCUCAAAGCAUCAUUCCUCAUCAUCGAGCUCAAGCAAGCAUAGAGACGGUCAUUCCAGUAGUAGCUCUCACAAACACAGCAGUUCGAGCUCGAGCUCAAAACACAGAGAUGGCCACAGUUCGAGCAAAGAUAAACACAGCUCAAGUAGCAGUCAUAGCAGUAGUAAGGACAAAGAUAGGCAUAGUUCCUCAGAUAAGGGCAAGCAUAGCUCGACCUCAAGCAGUAAACACUCGUCAACGUCGUCCUCAGACAAACAUCGGGACAAAGAUCGAGAACAUAAAAGCAAGCAUAGCUCAAGCAAAGAUAGCAGCUCUAAACAUAGUAGUUCUGAUUCAAAAAGCAAGAAAGAAAAUGUUGACGUUGAUAAAGAAAAAGAGCGUCAAGAGCGUAAAGAAAGAGAAAGACGUGAGCGCAAAGAGAGAGAGCGUCAGGAAAGGAAAGAAAAAGAAAGGCAGGAAAGGAAAGAAAGAGAACGUGAAGAAGAAGCACAGAAAAAAUCAGAAGAAGCUGCCGUGAAAAGUGAACCCAUGUCACCUGUGAAGAGAGAAUCCCAUUCUCCAACAAAGACCAGCCCGGCUAAAGCAGUAAAGGAUGAACCAGACAGUGAUGAGGAUGAUGUACCAUUAUCUGUGAGACUAAAACAAGAGCAAAUUGAAAAACCAGUGAAGCGGGAAAGAGAGGAGUCUGAAGAUGACGAUGAUGUUCCUCUCUCAGCAAGGAUGGAACAGGUGAAGAAGGUAAAAAAAGAAAAGAAAGAAUCGCCACCGUCAGGUAAAAAACGUAAAGCUGAUCAAGAUUCUGAUGAUGAAAAACCACUGAAAAAGAAGAAAAAGGCCAAGCAGCAGCCAGUAAAACAAGAAACUACGACAUCGCCGAAAAAGAAAGGGAAGGGAGCACAGGAGACACAGGAAGUAUGGAAGUGGUGGGAGGAAGAGAAAGGCGACAGUGAUGAGAAAUGGAGAUUCCUUGAGCAUCAAGGGCCAGUGUUUGCACCUCUGUACGAGCGUAUACCGAAGGAUGUCAAGUUUUACUAUAAUGGUGAAACUAUGUUACUGUCAGAGGAAGCUGAAGAGGUUGCUACAUUCUAUGCUAAGAUGUUGGAACAUGACUACACAUCCAAGGAGGUCUUUAACAAAAACUUCUUUAAGGAUUGGAGGAAGGUAAUGACCACAGAAGAACGUGAAAAGAUCACUGAUUUGAAGAAGUGUAAUUUCCGAGAGAUGUGUGAAUUUUUCAAGGAGGAAUCUGAAAAGAGGAAAAAUAGAAGCAAAGAAGAAAAACUGAAAUUGAAAGAGGAGAAUGCACGUUUGCAAGAGGAGUAUGGGUUUUGUAUCAUGGAUGGGCAUAAAGAAAAGAUUGGAAACUUCAGGAUUGAACCUCCAGGAUUAUUCCGAGGCCGAGGCGACCACCCAAAACAAGGAAUGCUCAAGAGAAGAGUUCAGCCAGAGGAUGUUAUCAUCAACUGCAGCAAGGACUCCAAAGUUCCUCAACCUCCAAAGGGUCACAAGUGGAAGAAAGUACAGCAUGACAAUAAGGUAACAUGGUUAGCCAGUUGGAAUGAGAACAUUCAGGGCCAGAUUAAGUAUGUCAUGUUGAACGCCUCAUCGAGAUUGAAGGGAGAGAAGGACUGGCAGAAAUACGAGACAGCUCGGCGACUACACAAGUGUGUCGACAAGAUUCGAGCCAACUACCAGGAAGACUGGAAGUCAAAAGAGAUGAGAAUCCGACAGAGAGCUGUUGCAAUGUACUUCAUUGAUAAACUUGCACUGAGAGCUGGUAACGAAAAGGAAGAAGGUGAGACUGCGGACACCGUCGGUUGUUGUUCCCUCCGUGUAGAACACAUUACUCUCCAUUUAGAGAAAGACGGCAAACAAAAUGUAGUGGAGUUUGACUUUCUGGGUAAAGAUUCUAUACGAUACCAGAAUGCCGUUCCAGUAGAGAAACGGGUCUUCAAAAAUCUUCAAAUGUUUAUGGACAAUAAACAGCCUGGUGAUGAUCUGUUUGAUCGACUUAAUACGGGCAUCUUGAACAAACAUUUACAUGACCUCAUGGACGGUCUGACAGCCAAGGUGUUCCGUACCUACAAUGCCUCCAAAACUUUACAAGAACAGCUUGAUCUCAUGACAAAUGAGGAGGACCCUGUACCUGCGAAGAUGUUGUCCUAUAACCGAGCGAAUCGUGCCGUGGCUAUCCUGUGUAACCAUCAACGUGCAGCUCCGAAAAAUUUCAGUAAACAGAUGGAAAAUAUCAUGGCAAAGAUUAAAGACAAGAGGGCCGUAGUGAAGGAAGCUAAGAAAGCUUUGAAAGAAGCUAAAGCAGCCUUUAAAGCACAGAAAAACCAAAAGAAUAAAAUGUUGUAUGAGAAGAAAAAAAAAGCUUAUGAGAGGUCAGAAGAACAGUUGACAAAACUGGAGGUGCAGGCGACGGACAAGGAUGAGAACAAAGAAAUAGCUCUGGGAACCUCCAAACUUAAUUAUUUAGAUCCUAGAAUCUCCGUAGCAUGGUGUAAAAAGUGGGAGGUACCAAUAGAGAAAGUUUACAACAAAACUCAGAGAGACAAAUUCCGUUGGGCUAUAGACAUGGCAGGUGCAGACUUCCGAUUUUAACGCUAGUGCAUGCUUAGGGAUUCCUCAUUUACUCAUUACGUGUAAAUAUCUUCAUAUCUAUACUGUGUCGUGUGAUCGAUACAUUCUCAUGGUGUUUUAAGGAAACAUUGCCUCAUUGUGUUUCCACAACUAAUUUGAUUCAUCUCAUAUUUUAUCAGUUGUUGAAAAGUAAGUGUGUGUUGUUUUAAUCAUGAUGAAAUGAAAUGAACUGUUGAUUUUGUACCGGUUAAUCUCCUAAGUUAUUCAUUAUUUUAUUCAUUUUUUUGGAAAAUCAUUAAGGGAUCAAAUGUUAACAGUUCACUGGUAUGUGGUCUUCAAUAUGUACUCAAUUUGUUCCUCAUCAUGGUGUCAUUUUAUCCUGUUUUAUAAAUAUGUAAAGAGUAUUAAAUUGAGUAACGGAUAUACAGGACUUAAUAAGAUAGGAAUCUUUUAGAUAAUCAGAUGUGUUAAAUUGUUACCAGAGUUCUUUCAUAUUUAAAAUUAUCUCAGACCAAAUUGGUAUUGCCUUCAGAUUCUAAAAUGCUGUGUAUCUUUAACAUUGAUAGUCAAGCUUUAAUCCCACCUUUGCUGGAGUACUUCUCUUUUACACAGAUAGUCGGGCUUUAAAUCCCUGAAGCUUCUCCUUGCUCUUUACUUUCUGAGAUAUCUGUGUCUUCAACACUGUUAGUCAUGCUUUAAGUCCACCAGUGUUUAGUUUCGCUACUUAUAAAUGCAGUAUCGAAGUUGACUGUAGGCAGUACGCCAACAUUACAGUAUACUGACUAAAGGUUAGGGUUAGUUUUAACAUAGGUAUAUGGUAUUUUACUGCCACUAAUAAUAUCAGUACUGCCUUUAGUGCUAACCGUUUAGUUCUGCUGAUGUUAGGUAAGAGUUUAACUUACCAGCUACAGUAAGGGAGCAGGUGUGAGCUAGGAAAUAGUAUCAGCUUCCAUAGCUUCUUUAUUACUCUUCCAUAUUACUGAAAACAGUUUUCUGUUAUUAAUCAAAACAUGGAGUUAAGCUACAAAAAGUGGGAAAGAAAUUAGAAGGGCAGUUUGUUACACAUAUUUUUUGUUUUACUCUAUCUAAUGGUUUGGUACAAUUAUGUCAAGUAGUUUAGUAGGGAUUCUCUGUAAUAUGCUGUCAGUUUUAUAAACUGAUUGUUACUCUACAUUUCUCCAGUAUUACAUCAUGUUUUCAUUAAUCUUUUUUAGAACAACAAAAUCCGUCCUGAGCUUGACAAUGUAUAAUUAUAAUUUAUAAGUUUUAUGCUAAUCGUUCAUUUCUUAGAGGUCUAUAUAAGAGAAGGCUUCUUCCAUAGUCACUGAUUAACAAAAAAUACUGAACCUCUUUUGAAUUUCCUUCUCUGGUAUGCAGAUCUCUUAAAAUCAAACAAAAGUGAACAAAGCUUGACUUGAGUAUAUUCUUAUUUUGUAUCUUUGCUUCCAGUAAGGUUUUCUUAUAGGCUUGCAGUUUCAUUUUCUUGUAAUUUUAAGUAAUUGUUAGGGGCAGUUGUGGUCUAUAAAGCUUGGUAUUUACAGUGAAUAAGUCAUGUGUACAUGAAAAGUUUUGUUGUCAGUUGAUAAUAAUACAUGCCAAUAUAAUGUUAUACAUGUAUGUUCUAAAUAUUACAUGCGAAACUUGUAUGAAUACAAAAAGGCCAUUUGAAUGUUGUAAAAGUUUUAAGAACUUUACACAAAAUGUAUGUUUUUGUGAUAGUAUAAGGCCUUCUUAUCCCUAAUGAAACAAGAUCAUGUUGGAACAUUUGCAGCUAAUAUUUUAUAGGGAUGGGGAAUUGGUAGGUCACUUGUUUUGUAAGAUUGACAAUUACUGUAACACUUGACGGGUCAUUUGACAGGUAAUCUCAGAUAAUUUCAGGAAUUGUAUAGAAUUUGUACAUCCGACAGUUGUGAAUAAACCUUUAAUUUAUAAGAAAACCAGUAUGUAUGCACAAAUGAUGCUAUUUAUUUUGUAACAGUUUAUUUAUUUUCAUGCAUGUCAGAUUAUAGGUUACGAGCCAGGUGGCUUUUAGGUUUGUUUGAGCUGUUUUUUUAGUUGGUCGAUGGUCUACAACAGACAGGUGUUGUUGUGUGUAUAUAAAACGUAUAGCAAAAACAUGAUAUACAAGACGGAUAGCACCUUCUGGAGAUCAGGAUGACAUUUUAUCCAAAAUGAAGUACAAACACCAUGAAUGAAAACAAAAAAAUACUAUUGUGCUAUAUGUAGUUUAAAUAGUGACUUUUAAUGAUGUAGAGUUUAAUCUAGUCUGAUUAUACACUGUAAACAAUCCUUUCGGAAAAAACUUGCAUGCCUCUGUAUAUACUAAGGUAGUCGGAGAAAAAAAGGUGAAUUGCAGUUAAGUUGUAAAGUACAUGUAGCCGAUGUUGCUCCUAGAAAUGAGGUUAAGGCCAUGUGACUCUAAUCUGUGUCUGUAUUUAUUUUGCUGCCAGGUUGGCUUGAAUUGUAUGUUUGUAUUAAAUGAGCUGCCAUUUGCUGUAAAUACUUCGAAAAAAAUUGUCAGGAUAUUAUAAUAAAAUGUUAUAUUACUUACAGAAAUCUACUUGUGUGGCAUUACACUGCUCAUGAAAAUAUGGAUUAAAUUAAAUAUAGUUGAUUGUGUAAAAGAUUGCUGUUCAUUGGCAUGCAUGAUAACAUACAUGUAGGGGCAAUCUUUGAUUAGGAUCAUAAUUGAUAAGCUGAUUGAAAUGUGAUGCAAUAGAAGUGCAUGUGUUGAGCUUGUUAUUUGAUGCUGGUUCAACACUGCAUAAAAACCAUAAAAGACCAAACUUUGCUUGUACCUAGUCUUAAACAUGCAAGAUUCUAAGUUUCAUUUGAAGAAUUUCAUUGGUUAUGUCAUUGCACAGUGGACGAUUGUCAAAUUCCUCAGUGAUGAUGACGGGCCUUCCAUGGCGGAGAGGUUCAGGUCGCUGUCUUGGAAUCAAUUGUCUUGUCAGUAGUGUUCUUUCGUUUAAAGAAGCCAUCCAGUUGGCUUAUGAAAGAUGUGUGGUUCUACCAAGAUGACCGUCAGUGCCUGAAAUGCUCUUAUUGGCACCUCAGGUCUUCUCCAAUGAAAAGCUGGAAAGUCGCCAAUGACCUAUAAUUGUGCCGGUUUGAUGUAAACACAAAUGUAGCAAAGUCACAUAAAAAUCCAAGUAGGCCCAAAUGUUGUCAUCAUUUUACAAAAAUUGCUUUCUGCUAUUUUCAGAAUUAUGUUCAUUUCAGAAAUUGAAACAUUUCAUCGCUUAUUUUUGUGAGCAGUGUAUUGCUAACAGUACCAUUUUCAAACGUAAAUCCUUCUGUACAUUGUACCAACUUGCAUUUCAGUUUUAUUGUGUUUUAGUCUUACCUGGUGUAUGUAGAUCAUAUGUCUUUUGUAUUAAGAUUGUAAAUAAAACAGUUGUUUUACCUUCGGAAAUUCAUUAAGAAUACUUGAGACUGUUGUUUUACCUUCAGAAAUUCAUUAAGAAUACUUGCAGAGACGGGCAUUUUUAUAAUUUUAAGAAGUACCUUAGAGCGAUCCAUUUUUAGUUCUCUGGUAUUUUUAUAAGUACUAAUGGAUAACAUAUGAAUGUGAAUGCAGGAUUAAAUGCUAAAGGAAAGUAUUUUAUUUGAUUUUAUAUAAACUUUUGGAAACGAAACAGUAAUACAGAAUGCCUUAAAAGACAUUUUAUCAGGUCUCGUCAAACGAAAUUGUAAUUAAACACAUUUUCCUUGUGUAAAAUGAAAUUAUUUGCAUGAAAAAUCUACUUUGAGUUUGAACAGUACCAUUGUUAUUUUAUGAACUUUAAAUGUAGUAUUUGUUUUUUAAUUUGAAGAUGAAAUAUAUGUUCUUAACCGUCUAUGGUGCGGUACAUUGAACAUGUUGUGUCUUGAAUGAAAUAAAAACAGAAGUGAAAAUAUGAA